This is a messenger RNA of Rhagoletis zephyria (snowberry fruit fly), 1689 nucleotides long. NCBI's taxonomy places the organism in Eukaryota, Metazoa, Arthropoda, Insecta, Diptera, Tephritidae. The record is from RefSeq and is a predicted model, not a curated record.
AUGCAGGCAUCUCUGACUGACUUUGUGAAGUGGAUCAAUCCGCUGGGAACAUCUAACACCGCUGCUGCAUCUAAGGUGAUCAAGGGGCGAACAUCGAUUGACCUGGAAGCCGGCGCACCUCUGAUCAAGCAAAAGAAGAAGGCGAAGGAAAAGGAUAAGAAGAUUAGAGUCCAACAAGUUCAUCCUUCGGGUGAGGUGGACGACGUCAACCUGCCGUCAAGCUCUCCAAUGGGAGAGACUUCUCCUACCAGCGCCACUCAGUCGGUGGUCCACUCGGCGAAGAACGAUCCACUCAGUCUGCUGCAGAAGGAGGAGUGCGCCAUCAUCACUGCCACCACAAAGAAGGCGCCUUCAGUCGAGGGAAAAGACAAAGUUGAGGCGAAUAAGGGGAAGAAAAAGAGCACAGCCUCGGUCGUUGAGGACAAAGAAAAUGCCGCCCUAUCACCUGAAGAUCCGCUGCCGCCGCUGGUCAGCAUGCCCAUCAGCGAGUACGUGUCGGUGAACGAGCAGGCAAAGUCGCUGGAGGAGCUGGGCGGCCUCUCCGAGCUGGCCGUACGGCUGUUGCACAAGCGGCGCCUGAAGGAGCACGGCUUCCGCCUGAGCGGCGGAAAGAUGCUCGGCGAGGGCGGCUUUGGCGCCGUCUUCAAGGUCUACCAGGGCGGCGGCCGGCUGCAGCCGCUCGCCUGCAAGGUCAUGCUCCUCACCAGGGACGGCCGCAAUCGAGGAGGUGGUGGUGGUGGCCACAAGAAGGGGGCGGGAAAUGAGGGCGACAAGAAGGAGAAGAAAGAGAACCAGGCGAAGAAAAAGAAGCCGCCGCCGGCGCCUCUGCCGAACGUGGUGGGCGCCAACCCGGCGGCCGUCCCUUCGAUGCUGCAGACCUUCUCCCAUGAGGUGUUCGUGAUGAGCCGCUGCCGCCACGAGAACCUCAUCGGCCUGAAGCAGUUCUUCAUCUACAGCCACAGCCGCAGCAGCGAGGAGACGCUGAUCAUGCACAGCUACCUGAUCAUGGAGUACGCCGCGCUGGGCACGCUCUACGCCAAGCUGAAGAAGAACGGCCCCUUUGAGGAGGCGGUCGCUCGCGGGUACUUUCUGCAGACGGCCAAGGCGCUGGAGCACCUGCACACUCGAGGCAUCGCUCAUCGCGACCUGAAGCUGGGCAACAUUCUGCUGGCCUGGGAGGACGACCGCGAGGUGCUCAAGGUGACCGACUUUGGCCUCAGUCGCCAGGUGCACACCGAACAGUCCGGUCUGCUGCUGUUCAGCAAGCCGGCCGGCACGAUGUCCUACAUGGCGCCCGAGCUGGUCGACGCCUACGUCCUCUACAACAGCGGCCAGCGGAAGGCCAUCGUCCCCUACGACUGCUUCGCCGUGGACAUCUGGGCGCUGGGGGUCUGCCUGUACAUGCUGCUGGCGAAGGUGCACCCCUACGGGAGUCCGCCGGCGGAGAAGGCGGAACGGGUGGCCUACGCCAAGGUCAUGCACGCCCGCCAGCUGGCCGAGCAGUGGGAGCCGCUGCCCGAGGCGGUGAAAGCGGCCAUCAGCUGGCCCGCCGUCGGCCUGCUCCAGGGGCUGAUGGAGGUGAAGCCGGAGCUCCGACUCACCAUCUACCAGGUGAUGAAGCAUACCUGGCUGCAGGAGCAGUCGGAGGUAGUGGUAAUGAAGCAGCCAGACAGCAGCAGCCUCUCCUGA